This is a messenger RNA of Camellia sinensis, 944 nucleotides long. RefSeq lists its product as uncharacterized. The record is from RefSeq and is a predicted model, not a curated record. Lineage: Eukaryota; Viridiplantae; Streptophyta; Magnoliopsida; Ericales; Theaceae.
ACAAUUAUAAAUAAAAUUUUCACAGAGAAGAAGAAGAACAAGAAGAGCAGCGAAGGUCAUUCUCACGGGGUAAUCGGAUUCCCGAGGCGAUCGAUUUCGGGAAGGAGAGAGACAAAGCAAUGUCCGAGUCUCUCAGAGCUUUGUGAUCUUUUCUCCCCGGACCCCAUGUUUCUGGUAGGAUCGCUGUUACGUUUCGGAUCUGUAAUAUUUUGGAUUGUUCAUAUAAUCGCAUGCAUGGGUGGUUGUCUGGGAAUCCAUUGUAAAUCCAAACUGAUUACCUCAAUCAGUGAGCCACUAAAAAGACCAAAGCUUCAAGAGCAAAAAGCGUCAAAACUAAGCAUAUCUGAGGAUUUUUGGACCACCAACACGUGUGAAAUGGACAACAGUGCAGUGCAGUCACAAGGAAGCAUCUCGUCAAUUAGCACAUCAACCCUGACAGUUGAUCCCCAUGGCACUAGCAGUCAAAACACCCCUUCGGAAUUUGUAAAUCCUGGUCUUCUUCUCUGGAACCAAACUAGGCUGCAGUGGAUAGGAAAUAAAAAGUCCGAGAAUCAGGCACAACAGCUUCGUGAACCUAAACUAAGUUGGAAUGCAACCUACGAAAGUUUGCUUGGGAGCAACAAGCCAUUUCGCCGGCCUAUACCUCUCCCUGAAAUGGUAGAUUUUCUUGUCGACAUAUGGGAACAAGACGGUUUGUAUGAUUGAGAAAAGCAUUAGUAUAGUUUGCUCACAACCCACGAGUGCUGUUAUCAAAGUUAAAUUGCUAUGGUGACAGAAAGUCAAUUGGGCAAGGCGUGGUCUGUACAUUAACUACAACAUUAUCAUCAUGUGCCCAGGUUGAUGUCUUGCAGGUUUUUUUCGAGAUAUGCCUUAGCAUUACACUGUAUUCUCUAAUUUAUAAAAGUGGUUGCCUGUGCCAUUCUUGGCAUCAGAUUUUUGUGGAA